Molecule: messenger RNA, 1238 nt
Organism: Pelobates fuscus (common spadefoot toad)
Lineage: Eukaryota; Metazoa; Chordata; Amphibia; Anura; Pelobatidae
Gene: CTU1
Product: cytosolic thiouridylase subunit 1
Exons: 3
Coding region: 82-1107 (341 amino acids)
Biological process (GO): tRNA wobble position uridine thiolation
Cellular component (GO): cytosolic tRNA wobble base thiouridylase complex; mitochondrion
Molecular function (GO): tRNA binding
Source: RefSeq, a predicted model, not a curated record
UGACUCUUUGCAUGUUGGGAGUUAUAGUUCUGUGUUGUAAAGGCACAUGGAGACUGGUCGGAGGCAGCAGAAGUAGCAGUCAUGCCUGCGAAAUGUAGCAGCUGUGAAACGCAGCGAGCAGCUCUGCGGAGACCGAAGACUGGCCACUCAUUGUGUAAGAGCUGCUUCUUCCAAGCCUUUGAGGAAGAAAUUCACCACACCAUUGUGUCCGCCCAGCUUUUCCAGCCUGGAGACAAAGUUGGCAUCGGAGCUUCAGGGGGCAAAGACUCCACAGUGCUCGCCCAUGUGUUAAAGUUGUUGAACGAACGUCAUUCUUAUGGCUUGGACCUCAUCCUGGUCUCAGUGGAUGAAGGUAUAUCAGGCUAUAGAGACGACUCCCUAGAGACCGUGAAGAGAAAUCAACAACAGUAUGAGCUUCCCCUUAAGAUUGUGUCCUACCAGGAACUUUAUGGCUGGACCAUGGACCAGAUUGUGAAGCAAGUCGGGCUGAAAAACAACUGCACUUUCUGCGGGGUGUUCAGGAGACAAGCACUGGACCGUGGAGCCAUGAUGCUGGGCGUUAACAAGAUCUGCACAGGCCAUAACGCAGAUGACAUUGCCGAGACCGUGGUGAUGAAUUUCCUGCGGGGAGACAUAGCGCGAUUGAGACGAUGCACGGCUAUCACAACGGGUAGCGAAGGUGCCAUCCCGCGAUGCAAGCCGUUAAAAUACGCUUAUGAGAAGGAGAUUGUCCUGUAUGCUUACUUCAAGAAGCUGGACUACUUUUCAACAGAGUGCAUCUACUCCCCAAAUGCCUAUCGAGGCCAUGCCCGCACCUUUCUAAAGGACCUGGAGGCAUUGCGGCCCAGCACCAUCAUGGACAUCAUCCACUCUGGGGAGAAUUUGUCGGUGCGGGAGGAUGUGAAGAUGCCUGUGCAAGGCACCUGUACACGUUGUGCGUACAUCUCCAGCCAGGCACUGUGCAAGGCGUGUGUCCUUCUCGAGGGACUGAACCGUGGCUUGCCAAAGUUGGGCAUUGGAAAACACCAUAAACUUCACCAUAAACUGCUGGCUAAGGAGCCCCUAAAUGAGCAUGAGAUGAGGAAGCUGAAGGCAGAUGAUUUCUGAUAAGUGAGAACAAGAGAAUUUUAAAAAUAUUUCUUGAAUUCUGAGCAGUGGUGACGGUAACGUGUUUUGGUGAAUCAUAUUGUCGAGGUUGUUUUAAUCAGGAAUGUUUAUCAAUAAAUAUUUUAAUAUUG